UUGUCUCUGUCACUUGCAGUCCUCCUGGCACAACCAAUUGAGAAUGAGGAUAUGGAGGGAAAAACACUGAAGAUCACUGAUUUUGGCCUUGCACGAGAGUGGCAUAAGACAACUAAAAUGAGUACAGCAGGAACCUAUGCCUGGAUGGCACCAGAAGUCAUCAAGUCAUCUAUGUUCUCCAAAGGCAGUGACGUCUGGAGUUAUGGAGUGCUGCUGUGGGAGCUGCUCACUGGAGAAGUGCCCUAUCGCGGAAUUGAUGGUCUGGCUGUUGCUUAUGGGGUGGCUGUCAACAAGCUGACCCUUCCCAUCCCGUCCACAUGUCCAGAGCCGUUUGCCCAGCUAAUGGCAGAAUGCUGGGACCAAGAUCCCCAUCGUCGGCCCAGCUUUGCCUCUAUCUUGGAGCAGCUCAUGGCCUUGGAGGAGCAGGUGUUGGAGGAAAUGCCUCAAGACUCCUUCCACUCACUUCAGGAUGAUUGGAAACUAGAGAUCCAGAGCAUGUUUGAUGAGCUUCGGGCCAAGGAAAAGGAACUACUAUGCCGUGAGGAGGAGCUGAAGCGAGCUGCUCUGGAGCAGAAGUCCCACGAAGAAUUCCUCCGCCAACGUGAACAUGAGUUGGCACAGUGGGAGCUAGAUGUCUUUGAACGUGAGCUCAGCCUUCUCAUCCUUCAGAUGAACCAGGAGAAGCCCAACGUGAAGAAACGAAAGGGUACUUUCAAAAAGCACAAGCUGAAAGUUAAAAAUGGCGAGAAGAUCAGUAUGCCACUUGAUUUUAAACACAAAAUUACUGUGCAGGCAUCCCCAGGACUGGACAAAAGGAAGAAUUUUCUGGACUUGGGAUCUGGCUCACCCACUUUUGUUCCCAGGUUACGAGCAAUUCAGUUGAUACCCAGUGAGAACAAUAAGAUGGUGGGAAUUGGCUCAGGAUGGAAUCUUGACCACCUGCAGGACAAGUACCGCAAUGGAGAAAGACGAGGCAUAAACUCAUGGAGCCCUAAGCUACGAUCUCCCAACCCACAGGAAAGCAGGACUGCAAUACUUUUAGAUGAGCAUUCAUGGCGAGCUGACAGUGAAGAGACUAGGAUAUCCUCACCUCCUGCCCCAAAUGGCACUAUCAUGAAAGAGUUCUCUUGGCCCAAACUACCUCAGGUUCCCAGUGAGACACGGAAUGGAGAGACUGCAGUGUUUGGUCUUUCACAUGCUGCAGUUUUUCCAAAACAUGACAGAAGUGGGGGUGCAUUUAAGAGCACCCAUAAGGCCUUACUGGGUGGUGGUUCCUUGCUUGCAUCGAUCGCCCUGGGACGAUGUAUUGAUUCCUCUCCUAGAUGCCAACCAAGAGCUACGAAUCAGUCAUCAUCUUGGCAGAGAGACAUGCCAUCUGGGUUUGAGGAGGAAGAAGAAAAGAUCUUAAUUGAUCCUGCUGAUGACCCAAUAAGUGUAAAUAGUUUGAACAAUUUCCCUAAACAAGAAAACUCCUUUGUUAAUUCAGAUCCAUUGAUUGACUUGACUGAGUAUCCUUCUGAAGCGGUUAAGCCUAUUCCUCUUUCUCCACCACCUCCUCUCCCAAGGGAAAGACAUAAUCAUCUUCCAAGCCGGAAAUUUUUUGUGGCUUUAGAUGAAAUGAGUCCAGAACAGGAAAGGCCAACCUGUAACAAUGUUGGACGUGUUUCUUGGGGUCAAGGAUUAUCCGUGGACCGGAGGAGGAAGCUAAGUGGGGAUUUGAUAUCUACACAGAAAGCUAUUGACAGCCUGCCAUCUCCUGCUAGUCCUAAUGGUGGACACACCGGUUCUCCUGUCACCCCCCUUCUUCCUGAUCCUCGGCUGUGGAGUCCCAAGUCCAGACGGGUAGAGGUCAACAUCAUUCCAAGACCACGUCCAUCUGCUGCAAGACCAAGAAUUGAUCCUUGGAGCUUUAUUUCAGCAGGAUCCAAGCCCACACAGGCCCCUGUAAACUGCUACCCAGACAACUGUGUAACAGGAGAGACAUUCCGCAGUGCCUUGGGUUACCAGCCUUCUCCCACAAACCCUUUCAUGAACUCUGAUCCAUUUCCUACAAAGGCAGCAGAUCCCUUUGACACCAAAUGUGAUCUUUUUGUAACAUCUAAACGUGAGGGCUGUUUUCCUCCUUUGUCUUCGGACCCAUUUUCUGCUCCUUUUCAUUGCUCAUCCUCACACUCCUCUAGAUCUGCUCCUUCAUCAACCAACGUUAGCCCCUCACUGACUGCUUGGCGGGUAACUGCACCUACUCCAGGGGACAGACUGCUUAUUGACUUAGGAGGUGAUGAUUGGCACACAGGUUCAACCAAAGAGAAAAGAUUAGGAAGAGCACCAUGGAGCUCUCCUGCACUAGACAGAAGGGACUGCCACAAAUUUUAAGAAUCUUAAUUAUUUUGUAUGACACUGGUCCUGUACCCAGGAUGGUCCAGGUUUCUACAAAAACUGUGAAGUAACAUUCUGGUGUGGAUUACAAAGUAGCACUGUCCUUAUUUUAUGUUCCAUGCAUAAUACUAUGUCUAACCUGGUGGUCAGGGCAAAUCAAAUGUAUGUCCAUUCUUUUAAUAGUGUUUUUAUUAUUAUUUAAAUAAAUGAAAGGAAAAGAGGUUAAGAAACAAAAGAGGAUUUGCAAUAAUCUGGAGGUGACCUAAAGCAACACCAUCAAUCUCUCUAGCUUACUGCCUUCAUCCUCAAACCAAUCUAUAAGGUGUUGUAGAAGGUGGCCACAUUUUGGUAGAACACGGUAUACAAAAAUAUAAGUGAAUGAUGACUUUGGGAAGAGGAAUGAUUCGUUACGCUAGUCUAUGAAAUAAAUGAAAGUCCAAUUUCUUAAGGUGAACAUCCCCAAAGAACCUCUAAUUAAGCUAAAUUCAGUGCUUGACUGAAACUUUUAUUUUCUGCCUCUGCAAUUUUAGCUGUAGGUUGAACUAUUAAGUGAAAUUUCGCCCUGAGCUUUGCCCAAUAUCUGGAAUACCUAAUGACCAAAUCAGCUAACAACCGAAUUUCACAAGCUGCCAUUUUACUUUUAAGUAUUUAAAGCGAAGAAGUAACAAGGUUGUUGUCAAAAUGUUAUAUUGGCAUCAUUGCUUUCAUCACAUGGCAAAUAAUUCUGUACACCAGUGAUCUCCAUUUAAUCAUUUUACCUGUGGGCCUGCUAUCAUUUAGGUUGAUGCUCUGCUGGUGGGGAUGGAGUCACUCAAACAGAUAAUAAGAUGUGUCUGCUCUUGAAGUGGUGAUAAUCCAUUGUGCACUAGUUUUCCUUAUCAGACAGAGCUAUCCAAGGCCACACUCUCCGUCAGUUCAACAGAUGUUAAAGCGGAGGCUGAAAGAUAUGGCAGACUUUAAAACUGGAGAUUACCUGACCAGAAAUUUCAAUACUCCAUAUCGAAAAUUUUAGAUACAGGUUUUGUGUGGCCACACUUCCAAGCAAGCUAAAUUAUUUGUCUCCUGGAAUUUAUUUGUAAAUAGUGUCUCAAGUUUGAGAAAUAAGAAUGUACAGCAUGUUAGUCCCGUUAGUCACAUUGUGAAGCAAAUUUAAUGUGUUUCAGAAUUCUAGGACACUGUUUCACUCAAAAACAUGUGCAGAGAUAGUAAAACAGUAGUUUUGAAUAGCAGAUUUUCUCAAAUGAAGCUGUCCGGUAAAGUAUACAGUAUGUUAAAAGAUCUUGUCUAGGCCAACACCGUCAUCAUGGCUUUUUGAAUUUCUACAGUUAUUGUGAAAAGUUACCAAGUUAAACAUUAUUCAUUCUUAAUAGUCAACCUUGAUGUAUUUCUGCUAAUUCUUUUAAAACACAACUGUGCUCAAACAGAGAGAUCACAUGUGGAGAACAUUUCAAUAAAAUUAGGCUAAGGGUAUCUUGUCGCAAAGCUCAGUCCUGUUGUUUUUGCUAUCUGCAUGAACUUUUCAAAUUUAGCUUACGCUUGUCAUCGUAUUUAUUCAAUAAGUUAAAACAAGCAAUGCAAAUAAUUCACAAAUAUACAAUACACGCAGUAUGAAGGAGAACAACACUACAUUAAAGACGGCACACAUUAAUGAACAAUAAAUUCAUAUCUUGUGCAUUCCCAUUGUGAAAGUGCUUCAUUAUGGUCUUCUUGUUAUGAGUGCAGGCCUUUUGACUUCUUUAAUGCAAGAAGAUAAAAUAGGAUAGGUCUCAAUAGACAAGACCAAAGUGGGACUCUUAGAAAUUUGAAGCUACAGACUUUGACUCGACCUAAGAUGACUAGUAUGCAAGCCAUGGAAUGUAAAGUAGGUCACGGAGUCCAUCAUUGCUGAUUGGGUACAACUUUGUUGUGAAAAUUAUAGCCUGUUCUCCUUUCUGAUGAUGCGACUAUCAAGUGAGAUGCUUUUAGGAUCUGGAGAGAUACUUUAGGUCAGAUUACCAAGUACCUCUUCUGUUAGUCUUGCACUCCAGCCAGGCACUUCGCAGCAGUGAUCAGCAGCAAUAGCCAAUCUCUACAAGCGGCCUCUCUGCUUAGAGAACCAUGAGCUGAGUUCUGCACAUCCACUUUCUUGGUAAUCAAGUCCAAAACUAAUCAGUCAUUGGCAAGUGUACCAAAGACUACAAAUUUUGUUCUAAAUUUAGUUUGAGAUAAGACACAAAACAAAUGAACAACAACAAAGGAAUGAGUUUUUAGUCAUAUUUUGUUCAGGUUCAUCUUUAUCUUGGUGAUGGAGUAUAACUUGUUCUCCAUUCUCAAGGCUCUGUGGCAUGUACAGUUUCACACAUUUAUCCUGAAUUGGCUUAAUAUUAUACAUUGUUAAAAUGUUUCUCCAUCAAGACACCAAGAUUAGUUUUCAUAGUUGCUCUUUGCCCAGCAUUCUAAGUCAUGAUCUCUUUCAACAGUUCACCUCAGUAUAUUUUCCCAUUUUACCAACUGAAUUCUAUUCUGCCACUUAAAUUCUUCAUAGUUGGUAAAAUUCAUUAUUUUGAUAAUUCCGUAAAGAAGUUGUAUGGAUUUUUUUUUUUAAUCCUAAGUAGAAGCAAAUGUAACCUAAUGUUGGUGUCUUCAUUCAGGGCAGAGGCUUCCUCCUGAAUUCCUUUAAUGGUCGUCUGAGUCUCACUAUGGUUAAGUACAGCAGAAGUCACCAAGUUAACGAUUCAAUAGCUGUUUGUGAAAUUUCAACUUUAAAAGUCUAAAAUGCCUCCCUUUUGCACAUUACAAUAUUAAUUCAUUUUCACAUCAAAAGUUUACCUGCAAAUGCUGUGACACAUUUAGAUGUAUCAUUUGAAAUUUACAUCACUGAUGCCCCUCGGCGUAAAAACUAAAACAGGAGACGUUCCUCUGUUAAAGCACCAACUCAUUGUGACAGGCAUAGACACGCAUUAGCCAAGGAUUUCUGUCAAGAGGUUUGCUUGGAAAUUCUUCGUGCUGAUUCAAAGAUUAGAUUUUUAUUAAAAAUGAAUUUGCUUGUAUUUCUGUGGGACUCCUUAUGCAGGUUCUUGGCAAACUCUAGAAGAACGUGUUUGGUGCUGUAAUGUUUAAUUAUGCUUUGAUCUGAUUGGUUAUCUCGGCCCUCCAUCUUAUUCAGGCAAGUCUUCCUCCUGUUUGUGGUUCUUCUCCAUGUAUUUUUCAAGGAUCUUAUUUAGAGUACAUAUACUCGAUACCCUGUGAAUCUUAACAUUUUGAGAUGUUGGCCGCUCAGCAUAUGGCUGUCAUUUCUUAUUGCUACUCAUGUCACUUGUGAGGUGGUGUACUGCAGAAGCUUUGUGUUUGGAUUUCUGUUUAGUUUUUUUGACAUCAUUAGCAUAAACGGAACAGCUUUGGGGCAUUAAAAGUGAACAGCUAUGCUUUUGAAAUGAACAUUCCAGUAUAAUGGUGCAUCUAUGAGACAGCCAACACUUUUCUGCAGCAUGCACAUCAGCCAGAGUUGAAAGCAAAACUCAGGCAGUGCAUUAGCCUGAAGAAUAAAAAUCAACAAGUUAAAUAUGUUUCGGGAUUAUUGUCCUUUAUAUAACAAACAGUGGAAAUGAUAUUGUUCUGUAUUAAAGGGAAAGGGCAUAAAUCCUUUGUUCUGCACGGCUGAUAUCUGCUCAGUCUUAUUGUCAGAGAAAAUGUCUGUCUGAGGAUGUGCUGUGCUCUUCAUUGUCUGCUGCGGAGUAUCGCCUGCUAUUCAUACUCAUCUAUAUUUUAGUCUACUCAACGGAUGAGCGGUUAUUCUUUUAAUCUUUAUAAUCUCAGCUGCAUCUCAAACUUAAGGAAUUCUUUAGGCCUAAAGUGGUGGUUUGCAAAAGAAAGUAUAAAUCUAUCACCACUUGAGUCUGUGUGAACAAGCUCAGGGUUUAUAGACUGCACUUAAACAAUAGUGUGGGAUUUUCUUGAGCCAACUCUUAAGUCACACAGCACUAACGACAGUGAGCUGCAUCCCUUGCCACUUAACAGACCCCAAAAACUUAGAUUGUGGUUUUUGUUUUCUUUUAAUAGCUAAUGGGGAAAAAAGAGGAGCUUGCUUUUUGUCAGAGUAAGAAGAAUUUGGAUUUAAGCUGGCCAUUCAGUCCAGUAUAGUGCACCCAUACUAAUUCACCUAACAUUUUCAAGACCUCAUACUGUUUGAUACAAUGCUCCACAUAUCUGCUGAGAUAUUCUUUAAACAUUCAGAUACUCUUUUGACAUUAUUGUACCAUUCACCUUUAACCAGCUUCCAUCUCUGCUCCCAUGUUCUUUGUUCAAGAACUCAUUUCAAAUCUCCAAGCUAUUAAAGCACCCAGGCUAGCAUCUACCCUACUAAUUGACUUUUGAUUUGUAAAAUAGAAGGAUUGGCGAAUUUUCAGUAUGUUGGGAUACAUAAAAUUAAGAUGUAAUGUAACCUUUCUGUCUCUUUCUGCCAGGUCAAUGAAAAAGGGAAGGCUUAUGUAUAUUUGUUAAAAUAGCAAGCAAUUAGACUCAACAGUUUUUGAAUCUGCUGAACUCCAGUUCAAGGAAUAAAAAUUCCAUUUACAUUCUCUUUUUAUUUUCCAGUCCUUGUACCACUCUCUUUCCUUCACUGACCACCAGCUCUGUACAGUACAUGCUCUGUUCUUCACCCAGCUCCACGCUCUCCUUGCUCUUCACGCUUCAUUCCUCCUGGUCGCCAGCAGAAGGGCAUUCAGAGUGUGAUGUCACUUCCAUCAGCUGAUGGUGCUAUAAAAAUACUUUUCUGUAACUUUAUUGUUAUUUGAUUCAGCUGCAUUUUACAAAGGUUGAUAUGUGAGACUUUUUCCAUUCCAGCCUUUUGCCUUAAUUUGAGAGACAUUUUGAUAACGCUUUGGUUUAAGCUCAGUGUCUUUAUGAAAUUUGUGUUUCACGGCAUGGCUUCAUGAGGCCUACUUUUGUACUAAGUGGAUUCACUUUCUUAAGAGUGUGAAUACAGAAUUUGUGAUGGCUUUUGUAAAGAGCUGCUUUUUAUGUAUAUACUGCACUGGGCUGGGCCUAAUUAAAAAAAAAAUAAGUGCUUUUAAAAUAUUUUGGUGGGUUUUAACCUGUGGAUAUUGGGAUUUGAAAACAAGACCAAAUAAAUAUAUGUCUGUACACUAUA
Messenger RNA from Polypterus senegalus (gray bichir), 7504 nucleotides. RefSeq names its product mitogen-activated protein kinase kinase kinase 11. NCBI's taxonomy places the organism in Eukaryota, Metazoa, Chordata, Cladistia, Polypteriformes, Polypteridae. The coding region runs from base 52 to 2373 and encodes 773 amino acids. Gene Ontology annotation, biological process: protein phosphorylation; microtubule-based process; positive regulation of apoptotic process. Gene Ontology annotation, molecular function: JUN kinase kinase kinase activity; ATP binding. The transcript is spliced from 9 exons. The record is from RefSeq and is a predicted model, not a curated record. Gene Ontology annotation, cellular component: centrosome.